AUGGCGUCACCACUGGUGAUUGCUGUGCAGCCCCGCGCUAAAUCGGAAUAUAAUAUCCAGGAUAUCGCUCGAGUGGGCAAUGUAUUGAUCAAGGCAUCCAAUGCUUCGGAAGCGAUAGAUUUCAUCAAUACGAAUUCCGUCCUCCUCGAUGUCUACGUUGAUGCCACCGAUAUCGGCGCCGCCGAUGCAGUGGAAGUUCUCAAUGCCGGCGCUUCGAAGAUAUUCCUGACCACAAAACAAUUGAUUUCACUUACCGAAGAGAAUGAGAUUCCGUCAUCAAGAUUAGUCGCAUAUGUAACUUCGGACGAAGACUCGACAGAGCUGCGCAGUUGGCUGGCAAACGCCCCCGAGUCCCAGAAUGUGGGCGUCUGUUCAACGGCAAGCGCCACUGAACUCUUCGAGAAAUUCGGCUUUCCCAAGGAUGGCGGUCAAGUUUACAGACUCUUUGGAGAGAAUGUGAAUGAAGCGGCCGUUAUUGAAGAUGUCACUCACGGUGUCGUCGCAAUUGUGCCGUCUACCCAGUUUUCGAUCAUGCCUACAGCGGACGGAAAGGUCUCUGCGUCAAACGUCCUAGCUAGCCGUGCUGUGCCUGAUGCAAACACUGGACUUAUUGCCACGUUGGUGGUUGAUGAGAGGGGAAUAUCAUUAGGAUUCGUGUGGAGUAGCAAGGAGAGCUUGCGGGAAGCCUUGAAGACAGGCACUGGAGUCUAUCAGUCCCGAAAGCGUGGUCUUUGGUAUAAGGGUCAGACUAGUGGAGAUACACAAGAGCUUUUGAGUAUCGGAUUUGACUGCGAUGCGGACUGCAUGGUCUUCAAAGUCAAACAACUUGGCCGAGGGUUCUGUCACCUUGGAACAAACACCUGUUUUGGAAAAUACCAAGGUCUUGCUAGCUUACAGAAGACUUUGCAAUCCCGCAAAGAAAGCGCCCCCCCUGGAUCAUAUACAGCACGCUUGUUCAACGACCCCAAACUCGUUGAAGCCAAGAUCAUGGAAGAGGCAGAGGAAUUGUGCCAGGCGACAACUAAGAGUGAAGUUGCGUCUGAAGCUGCUGACUUGAUUUACUUUGCUCUUACCCGAUGUGUUGCCGCCGGCGUAAGCCUAGAGGAUAUUGAGAGGAACCUAGACAUGAAGAACUUCAAGGUUAAGCGUCGCAAAGGUGAUGCUAAACCUCGUUGGGCUGAGAAGGUUGGCUUGAACAAGACAGAGAAGGCUCCAGAGCCCACCCCUGCACCUGUGGUAGCUCCCAAAUCCGACCGAAUUGAAAUGAAACGUAUUCACACAUCAAACACACCGAUCAGCGUUAUUAAAGACGCUCUACAACGUCCUUCUCAAAAGUCCAAUGAAGCUAUAGUUGAACUUGUGAAACCUAUCAUCGCCGACGUUCGCGCGAACGGAGAUGCUGGUGUUCUGAAAUACACCCACAAAUUUGAGAAGGCUACAUCACUGACGUCGCCAGUCAUCAAGGCUCCAUUCCCCGAGCAUUUGAUGCAAUUGUCGUCUGAUACAAUCAAGGCAAUCGACGUGAGCUUUGAAAAUAUCAAGAAGUUCCACUCAGCACAGAAAGAUGACAAGCCACUUGUUGUUGAGACUAUGCCCGGUGUAGUUUGCUCUCGUUUCUCGCGCCCUAUUGAACGUGUAGGUCUCUAUAUUCCCGGUGGUACCGCUGUCCUUCCCUCGACUGCCCUCAUGCUUGGUGUCCCCGCCAUGGUAGCCGGCUGCAAGAGGAUUGUUCUCGCUUCCCCUCCUCGCUCAGAUGGUAGCAUCUCUCCAGAAAUUGUGUACGCUGCUCACAAGUGUGGUGCCGAGAGCAUUGUUCUUGCCGGUGGUGCCCAGGCUGUUGCAGCCAUGGCUUACGGCACCGAGAGCAUCACCAAGGUCGACAAGAUCCUUGGCCCUGGUAACCAGUUCGUGACUGCCGCGAAGAUGAUGGUGUCGAACGACACCUCUGCCGGUGUCAGCAUUGAUAUGCCUGCUGGGCCCAGUGAAGUGCUCGUUAUCGCCGAUAAGAAAGCGAACCCAGCAUUCGUCGCAUCUGAUCUUUUGAGUCAAGCGGAGCAUGGUGUUGACUCGCAGGUCAUUCUUAUUGCUGUCGAUCUUGACGACAAAGAAUUGGCUGCCAUCGACGAGGAAGUACACCAGCAAGCAAACGCUCUCCCGCGAGUAGAUAUUGUGCGUGGGUCGAUUGAACAUUCCGUCACUUUUGUUGUCAAGACACUCGAGGAGGCCAUGAACCUCAGCAACGAGUAUGCUCCAGAGCAUUUGAUCUUGCAGCUUGAGAACGCCGAGGAGGUUGUUCCCCUCGUCGAAAACGCAGGAAGCGUUUUCAUCGGCCAGUGGACUCCUGAGAGUGUAGGAGAUUAUUCUGCAGGUGUCAAUCACUCUCUUCCCACAUACGGAUACGCAAAGCAGUACUCUGGCGUAAACCUAGGUUCUUUCGUGAAACACAUUACCUCAUCGAACUUGUCGCCCGAAGGUCUUCGCAAUGUGUCAAGCGCUGUUAUGCAACUCGCCGCUGUAGAGGGAUUGGAUGCCCACAAGCGAGCUGUUAGCAUCCGUAUGGAUGUUAUCAACAAGUCCUAG
Molecule: messenger RNA, 2580 nt
Organism: Talaromyces marneffei
Lineage: Eukaryota; Fungi; Ascomycota; Eurotiomycetes; Eurotiales; Trichocomaceae
Exons: 2
Coding region: 1-2580 (859 amino acids)
Biological process (GO): L-histidine biosynthetic process
Cellular component (GO): cytoplasm
Molecular function (GO): histidinol dehydrogenase activity; NAD binding; phosphoribosyl-AMP cyclohydrolase activity
Source: RefSeq, a predicted model, not a curated record